Molecule: messenger RNA, 973 nt
Organism: Babjeviella inositovora NRRL Y-12698
Lineage: Eukaryota; Fungi; Ascomycota; Pichiomycetes; Serinales
Product: DUF2406 domain-containing protein
Exons: 1
Coding region: 41-580 (179 amino acids)
Source: RefSeq, a predicted model, not a curated record
CACAUCUACACACGACGCAUAUUUUUCUACUUUUCUACAUAUGGGUAUCUUCAAAUCCAAGUCAACAAACAAGGGCAGCCCGUUAGAGGUGGAUUCUAAGUUGAACAUUCACACAGCCAAUGUCCACGAUCCGAUCCUUUCAGCGGUCCAAGAGGCGGAACCCUUCGCUCAGGCUAUUGAGACAUCGAAUAACCGCAGAGUCUCCUACACACAGAUGCACGGAAAUGGACAGAUGGCUGAUAUUUUUGGUGGCCCAAUCCAACAGCCGGACAUGUCCAACCCCACCAGAUCACGUAACGAGCGCCCUAUGGACACUAUCAGAAGCUUUGAGUACUCCAUCACAGGUGAUAUGAGCAUCCGUGAUCAGUUGGAAACCCCACGCUUGGGCUGGGGCUUCCAUGACGACUACCCACAGUUUGGGACUAACCCAUACGGACACAGUAACGGCUACAACGAAACCCACGAGCAGACUGGGCUCAAUAACUAUACAACUGAACAGGCAGUGUACAGUGCGCCUGUGGUCACCGGCACAGAGGAGAAGAAGAAGAAGAAGAGAGGGUUAUUUGGUAGAAAGAAGUGAUUAAGGGCGAUGUUCUUGCGUUAUGUUUUGUUUUAAUCUAGUUUAUUAGUCGUGGGUGUACGCGAUCGCGUUGAUUUUAUGAAUGUUUGCAUUAACUCGACUGUAUGUGCCUUGCACGGUUCGCAGCUUUUUAUAUGGACACUAUCAGUGGCCUUAAGGAGCUGUGUUAUUUGUACCAAAACGUUUACACUUCAAUAACUUUUAAACGGCUGUCGAGGAGGAGCUAGCGGACCGAUACAUCUUGUUAAUGCAAGGUUCCCCACAUGCAUUUGCAAGUUCAGCGCUAGCGCGACUCAGGCCUAUUGAAGCCGCUUGUACAGCACGGAAUUUGGUAGCGUCUAAAACAUCCCCAAUAAAUGGUAACAUUCCUAGUCUUCAUAACGAUAUGUCGAG